AUGCCUGGCCUCAAGAGUUGGCUAGCCGUCGCCACGGCGAUUGGCAUAUGCCUGGGCGCUUCCCUCUCGACCCCUGCCACCAAGGACAUCAAGCUCCUCAAGGAGAACUGCCCUCCUAACGACGUCCUCUUCCCUGUCCUUCCCUGCGGCACCUUCAAGCUCGAGGAGGCCACCAUCGAUGACAUGCAGGCUGCCAUGAACAAUGGCACCCUCACCUCGGUUCAGCUUGUCGGUUGCUAUGUCCUCCGUACUUUCCAGACCGAUCUCUACAUCAACUCCCUCCUUCAGUACAACCCUGAUGCUCUGUCCAUCGCUGCCCAGAUGGACGCUGAGCGUGCCGCCGCCAAGAUCCGCGGUCCUCUCCAUGGUAUCCCCUUCACCGUCAAGGAUAACAUUGCCACCAAGGAUCAGCUCGAGACCACUGCUGGCUCAUGGGCUCUUGUCGGUAGCCUCGUCCCCCGUGAUGCCCACGUUGUCGCCAAGCUCCGUGAGGCCGGUGCCGUUCUCUUCGGCAAGGCUACCCUCUCCGAGUGGGCCGAUAUGCGCAGCAACAACUACUCCGAGGGUUACUCUGCCCGCGGUGGUCAGUGCCGCUCUGCUUACAACCUGACCGUCAACCCUGGCGGUUCCUCCUCCGGUAGCGCCGUUGGUGUCGCUGCCAACGCCAUCGCCUUCUCCCUCGGUACCGAGACCGACGGAUCCGUCAUCAACCCGGCUAUGCGCAACAACAUGGUCGGCCUCAAGCCCACCGUCGGUCUUACUUCCCGUGCUGGUGUCAUUCCCGAGAGCGAGCACCAAGAUACCGUUGGUACGUUUGGUCGUACAGUUCGUGAUGCCGUCUAUGCUCUUGAUGCCAUCUACGGCAUCGAUCAGCGGGACGAGUACACCCUUGCCCAGGAAGGCAAGACUCCCGAGGACGGCUACGCAUCCUACCUCGCCACCAAAGCUGCCCUCAAGGACGCCGUCUUUGGUAUUCCCUGGAACAGCUUCUGGCGUUACGCCGAUCCCGAGCAGGUUCGCCAGUUGACGGCUCUCAUCAAGCUCAUCGAGGAUGCUGGCGCCACCAUCAUCAACGGCACCGAGAUUACCGACCACGAGAGAAUCGUCAGCCCCUACGGCUGGGACUGGGACUAUGGCACCAACCGCGGCUACCCCAACGAGUCCGAGUACACCGUCGUCAAGGUUGACUUCUACAACAACAUCAAGACGUACCUCUCCGAGCUCGAGAACACAAACAUUCGUUCUCUCGAGGAUAUCGUCCAGUUCAACUACGACAACGAUGACACCGAGGGUGGCCGUCCCUGGCCCCUUGGUCAUCCCGCCUUCUACUCUGGUCAGGAUGGCUUCCUCGCCUCACUCGCCACCAAGGGUAUCAAGGAUGAGACCUACUACCAGGCCCUCAACUUCACCCAGUCGUCCACCCGCAACGGCAUCGAUGACGCUCUGACCUACAAGGCCAGGAAGAUCUCGGGUCUCCUUGUUCCUCCUGAUGUCGCUCAGGCUCCCCAGAUUGCUGCCCAGGCCGGCUACCCUAUGAUCACCCUUCCCGCCGGUAUUCACUCCGUCAGUGGCAUGGGCAUCGGUCUCGGCAUCAUGCAGACUGCCUAUGGUGAGCCGGAGCUCGUCAAGUGGGGUUCUGCCAUUGAGGACCUCCAGAAGUCUACCAAUACCCCUUACAAGCGCAGCCUUCCUCAAUGGAGAGAUUGCCUCAAGAGGAACAUUCCCGUUUAUACUGUUUACGAGGGUUCUGACUGA
Molecule: messenger RNA, 1755 nt
Organism: Neurospora tetrasperma FGSC 2508
Lineage: Eukaryota; Fungi; Ascomycota; Sordariomycetes; Sordariales; Sordariaceae
Exons: 1
Coding region: 1-1755 (584 amino acids)
Source: RefSeq, a predicted model, not a curated record